Entrophospora sp. SA101 is the source of this 240-nucleotide messenger RNA. Lineage: Eukaryota; Fungi; Glomeromycota; Glomeromycetes; Entrophosporales; Entrophosporaceae. The record is from the annotation of a GenBank genome assembly.
AUGACUAAUGUUGUUGAGUUAUUAGUAACAUUUAAUGAUGUUGAUGUUGAUGAUAUUGAAGGAUUAUUAGUAAUAUUAUUAAUAGAUGAAGUGGUUAUAUUUAGAUCGAUUUUAGGAUUGACUGGGUUGAUAGCUUGCGUUGCUGUUGCAAGACCAAGAUCUUUAGUAGAAACUAUUUUUUGUGUCGUAGUUGCUAGAUUUUCAUUACAUUGUGAGGCUAAGUUUUUAUUACGUGGUUGA